AUGCAUAAUGCGCGUGACACAUUUCUACAAAUAGUGGCAUUCUUAGAUUUAUUCAUUUCCUUGGUGAUUCUGGAGGAAAUGACGAAAUCUGAUAUAGCACUUUCAAAGUUAUUUUAUGAUAAAAUGACAAAUGGCAUUACGCAGGCUG
Messenger RNA from Dentiscutata heterogama, 148 nucleotides. The record is from the annotation of a GenBank genome assembly. Lineage: Eukaryota; Fungi; Glomeromycota; Glomeromycetes; Diversisporales; Gigasporaceae.